AUGAAAGAGGUGAGUAAAACACAGAAACGACGAUGGGAGAAGGAGGACACAUUGCCACGAAAGCGAGCGCGUCAAAUCUGUGAGGCCUGCAAGGCCCGCAAAACAAAGUGUGUUAGUGUCGAGAAUGGCGACUGCGAUUAUUGCCAGUCACUCAAUUUACCAUGCAAAUUUGACCUCAAAAAUCGAAAACGACCGUUCUAUAUGGUAUCCGAGGAAGCCUAUGAUUCUUUGGUCAAGCUUUUGCGACGAUUCAUUCCUGAAGAGGAGCUUCCCGAGCUCACAGUCGAAAGCAUAAGGUGUUCCCUAGAGCAGAAGAAUAAUGACCCUGCUUCGCACGUCUUGCCAAAUGGUAGGAACAGAGAUGCAGACCCCAGCGACGCUGUGUUAGUUCCGAACUCUCGUGUCGAUCUGCCAGAGCACGACCUCCAACAGCACGACCCCCAAAAACUGACUAUGCCCAACGAUGAUUCACUCUUCCAAGAAGAACUAGGGUGUAUGAUGUUGGAUUCAUUGGGUAAAUACCGAUAUGUCGGUGCCAAUUCCGCAAUUCGAUGGUAUCAUACUGCACGCAAGGUCAGUGAGAAUUCCAUGCAUUCAUAUCCACGCGUCAUUGUCCCAUUGAAAACCGGCUUGCUUCCACCAACCACCCCCGAAAACGUAGCUAGUCAACACAAAGGCGACCAGUUCCUGCCGGUUGGGGAUACACUGCCCAAGGCGAUCACUCCAACCAAACUUGUGGAAUUGAGUCAGUCCAAGUUCGGCAUUGUCACCAAAAUGUCAAUCUGGGCAUGCCUUGCCCCCGAGGGGUUCAUGCGAGUCCACCUUUCAGUCCCCGAGGAGCGUGAUCUGGCACCCAUGGUGGACAUCUUACGUGAAAUGCUCCUCCGGGAAAAGAUUCAAGAUCACCCUGUUAUCGGAGAUUCAAAAGGACCUCGGUUGGGAUUCUGGGAUGCCACAUUUGCUCUAUAUGGGCCUAAGGAGAUGAUGGAGUAUAAUCUCAAGCAGAUCCGAGAAGCAUUCAAGCCAAUCAAGGGCCAUGAAUUGACAGCAACUGCUCACUAUCCUAAGCCUGGUCAGAAAGAUGUCAAUGCCAUCGAUAUUCCCUACGAUCUGCAAACUAGAAAUCCUGGCCUGUGCGCGAUCAAGUCAAUUGAGUACCGCGGACUUGACGGCGGACACAUUUCCUUCUCCCCCGUCCUACCUUCUGACGGGAAGGCAGCUCUUGAAUUCUACUACACGGCACAGAAGCUUUGCGGUUUGCACAUGCACCUGCGGCACAUGACACACAUUAACAUAAUUCACUUCGACCGUAAUUCGCAAAAGGACAAAGACACCGCCAACGCCUUGUUCGUCGAUCUAGUCCGUUCUGCACGGGAAGCCGGGUAUGGCGAGUACCGUGCACACAUUGAACAUAUGGAUCUGGUUGCCAAGCAAUAUGAAUUUGGCCGCGGUGCUUUGAUGCGAUUGAAUGAGCGAAUCAAGGAUACGCUUGAUCCUAAUGGCAUUCUGAGCCCCGGAAAACAAGGUAUUUGGGCUAAGCAGUACCGAAACAAGGGAAAGUCGCAAUUGUAA
Penicillium expansum is the source of this 1572-nucleotide messenger RNA. Its product is annotated as Vanillyl-alcohol oxidase, C-terminal subdomain 2. Bases 1 to 1572 code for a protein of 523 amino acids. NCBI's taxonomy places the organism in Eukaryota, Fungi, Ascomycota, Eurotiomycetes, Eurotiales, Aspergillaceae. The record is from RefSeq and is a predicted model, not a curated record. The transcript is spliced from 7 exons. Gene Ontology annotation, biological process: regulation of DNA-templated transcription. Gene Ontology annotation, molecular function: flavin adenine dinucleotide binding; DNA-binding transcription factor activity, RNA polymerase II-specific; catalytic activity.